Molecule: messenger RNA, 1059 nt
Organism: Emys orbicularis (European pond turtle)
Lineage: Eukaryota; Metazoa; Chordata; Testudines; Emydidae
Gene: TMEM164
Product: transmembrane protein 164
Exons: 6
Coding region: 16-888 (290 amino acids)
Source: RefSeq, a predicted model, not a curated record
AGGCAGCACCGCGCCAUGGCCCGCUACAGCCUCGGCAACCUCCUGGACUGGCUCUACGGCGGGGUGGACCCCAGCUUCGCGGGCAACGGGGGGCCCGAGUGCGCCGCCUUCCUCACCCCGCAGCAGCGCUUGCUGGAGAGCCUGGUCUUCCUCACCGUGGGCGUCCUGGAGAUCCUGGUGUCCCUGCGGAAAAUCAGGCGGCAGCUGCACUCCAGGGAGGAGGGAAACCAUCCGGCCCAGCAAUCCCAGGCCAAGCAGGAGAGCCUGGGCAAGAACCUGCUGCUGGUGGCCCUCUGUCUCACCUUUGGCCUGGAGGUGGGGUUCAAGUUUGCCACCAGGACGGUCAUCUAUCUGCUGAACCCCUGCCACGUGGUCACUAUGUUGCAGAUUUUUCUCCUCGCCUGUCCCCCAUGUCGUGGUGCAAUGGUUCUGUUCAGGUUACAGAUGCAUAUGUUAAAUGGGGCCCUCUUGGCAUUGCUGUUUCCUGUGGUUAAUACACGCCUGCUUCCCUUCGAGGUGGAAAUUUAUUACAUCCAGCAUGUGAUGCUCUAUGUUGUGCCCAUCUAUCUGCUGCGGAAAGGAGGUAUCUACACUGCAGAGCCACUUUGCAAUUUCUGGUGGGCUCUGUUAUCCACUGGCCUGAUGUUUGUCUAUCAUUUUAGCAUCUUACAGAUUUUGGGACUGGUCACGGAAGUGAAUUUGAACAACAUGUUAUGCCCAGCCAUCUCAGAUCCUUUCUAUGGGCCCUGGUAUCGAAUCUGGGCAUCUGGACAUCAGACUAUCAUGACCAUGGCUCAUGGAAAACUUGUAAUAUUGUUCUACAGUGCUGUCCCCGUCUUUAAAUAUAGUGUGGAUUUGCUUAGACUCCCAUCUAAGAAAAUAGACUGAAAUUUCUCCCUGGGGAGUAGCACUUACAGGAAGCGGAGGUACCUGUAUUCAUAUUGGAGAAGAAAGAGGAGAAUGAAAGGACAGUGUGUUAGUGUGUCAUGUCUGCUGCCCCUCCCUCCCCCCUCAAUAUUUCUUGCCUCAAAAGAUCUCUACAAUAGAGUGAGGAUUUUC